AUGUCACGUCAACUUCUAGAGGAAUUGAAGCUGCAACGGGCGAUGUUGGAGUCUUACCAGACAGGCAGACUUACGCCUAUUUUGAAGGAAGAACUGAAGUACCACAUUCAGUCAAGAAGACUCUCAGCGGGCAAGACUGAACUUGUUCUGGGGGUAGAACGAGGACAAAAUAUGGAAUCAAAGCAAUUAAGUCCAGAUGACGUAGCAAGAAGAAAACUGAGGAAAGAACAGAACAGAACAGCAUCAAAGAAAUUUCGUAAAAGGAAAAGGUCCGAAAUCGAGGGUUUGGUUCAGUUGCGUGCUGAGCUGGAGGCGAGGAACGCGGAGCUCAAGAAAUCUGUGGAGAGGCUGCAGGCUGAGAAGGACGCCAUGUGGGAUGAAGUCACUUGCGUCCUACAACAGGUGGCCAAUGACGCGGAUUGAGGCACAGAGCAUGCGCGCGAA
Molecule: messenger RNA, 444 nt
Organism: Mya arenaria
Lineage: Eukaryota; Metazoa; Mollusca; Bivalvia; Myida; Myidae
Product: cyclic AMP-dependent transcription factor ATF-3-like
Exons: 3
Coding region: 1-423 (140 amino acids)
Biological process (GO): regulation of DNA-templated transcription
Molecular function (GO): DNA-binding transcription factor activity
Source: RefSeq, a predicted model, not a curated record